Hypoxylon fragiforme is the source of this 1086-nucleotide messenger RNA. RefSeq lists its product as uncharacterized. The transcript has 3 exons. The record is from RefSeq and is a predicted model, not a curated record. Bases 401 to 883 code for a protein of 160 amino acids. Lineage: Eukaryota; Fungi; Ascomycota; Sordariomycetes; Xylariales; Hypoxylaceae. Gene Ontology annotation, molecular function: carbon-sulfur lyase activity.
GAGGAAGCCUAGCUUUCCCCACUCAUCCCGCUCGCAUCUACGCCACAGCCCUGUAUGCAGGCUAACAGGUGCCUAGUUACAUAUGAAAGUUGGGGGAGUCAUGUACAUAUAGUCUUAAGUUGGGGCUUCUGCAUACCUAGUAGUAAAGGCUAUGGAUAAGGUAUCAGCGAGAAUUCUUGAGGAUAAAAGAAUGCCCCCCUUCCCUCCCCUCUACGUUUGGAUGUGAUAUUAUGAUUGCUCAAUAACUAGUAUGUGACUUGCAAUAACAAACCUCGGAACGCUGGCUAUCUGCUUAUCAAGGAGCCGAACAGCCGAAAAAAAAAAAGCUUCCGCUAAUAACUUCCAGAACGAACAAAACAUAUACGGAGAAACCAUAAAAAUUCAAGGGGGGGGGGAAGAUAUGAAUACUACUACUACAGCUUCAAACGACGGUGGGAAGAAAGAGGAGCGGAAGCAAAGCGGCACCUACGAAGCCGGCUGCCACUGCGGCUACAUCAAGUUCUCUGUCACGCUGUCGCCGCCGUUUCCCGUGUACAAGGUGCUGAACUGCAACUGCUCUGUCUGCUCCCACCUGGGAUACCUGCUUGUGUACCCCAAAGCCAAAGACGUAGCAUGGCACAACAACAGCCGCGAGCGGUGCGCCAGCUACCGCUUCAACACGAAGCAGAAGGACCAGAUGUUCUGCCCCAAGUGCGGCGCCAGUCUAGGCAUCGACUUCGAGUCUGUUUUCAAGGAGCAUACGUACGGCAUCAACGCCCGCACAUUCUACGGCCUCAACCUCGACGAGCUAGAGUACAAGAAAGGCGACGGGGUAAACAAGGUCCCGCCCGCGGGCGACCUGUCGGGUCACGUUUGGGACGAGGACGCCCAGGAGUUGAAGUAGAGUGGCUACCUACCUACUAAGAAAGGAAAAUCAUCCUCCCAAGCUUGAGAAAACACGCAUAUAUUGGCAAUACAUGUAGCCUAUAAGUCACUCACAUUCCCGUGGCGAAAAAAAGGAGGCGAGAUGUGAAAUACCAUUUUAAAGUUCUCUGCUUCUAACCCAGCCACAUUCCUCGUUUUCUUCUUUAAUUUUUAUUAACAUGC